This is a messenger RNA of Calliphora vicina (urban bluebottle blowfly), 4988 nucleotides long. Its product is annotated as very long chain fatty acid elongase AAEL008004. Gene Ontology annotation, cellular component: endoplasmic reticulum membrane. Gene Ontology annotation, molecular function: fatty acid elongase activity. Gene Ontology annotation, biological process: fatty acid elongation, polyunsaturated fatty acid; sphingolipid biosynthetic process; fatty acid elongation, saturated fatty acid. The record is from RefSeq and is a predicted model, not a curated record. The transcript has 10 exons. NCBI's taxonomy places the organism in Eukaryota, Metazoa, Arthropoda, Insecta, Diptera, Calliphoridae. The coding region runs from base 1063 to 2145 and encodes 360 amino acids.
AGUACAUACAUAUUUAGUAGCAGUUGUUUUAGAGUCAGUGUGUAAACGUCAUUGCUACUGCUGCUAUUAGUGGAAGUCGUUCGUAUUUAAAAAGAAAAAAAUUAAAUAUAAUUAUUGUAUGUAGGCAUCUACUAUGUAUAGAGAGAAACAUAUUUAACGUUAGCCUAACUACAAGAAUAGUGUAAAGAUCGUUUGCUGACAACUUCCCGCUUUAAGAGUGUAUCUAGCUGUCUGUUGCUUUAAUUUAAUACGUUUUCAACAUCAACAUCACCACCAUCAUCAUCAUCAUUCUCAAUCUUAUCUAAGAUUGUUGUAACGACAACGACGACGGCAACAACGUUACCGAUACAAACACAAUAAACAACGACGCCAGCGUCUGUCUCAGUUGACGAUCGUUUAACUAACGCGCGAUUUAGUAGCUUAGCUAGCCCGCUUAACUAGCUAAUGUUUAGUCGUACGCCUAACGUUGACAUUCAUUGUUGUGUUGUGAAACUAAACACGCUUGAAAUAUAAAAAAAUAAAACAUAUAUCGCUAUUCUGUUCCGUUUCGUACUGCUGGAAUUUAUUUUCAUGAAACCAACAAGAAAAUUCAAUUGAUGUAAUAAAAAGUUAAAGCUGAGAGCAAAAAAAAAAAGACUAAUACAAAAAUGCUUACAAAGUCUCAAAAAUUACACCAUUUCUAAAGAAAUCAGCAACAGCAAAAGAAGAAAAAAAAGACUAAAAAGUACAAAUUUCCUACAACACAAACAAAAUUUCCAAAUAGAUACUUACAUUUCUGGAACUAGGAUUUAAUUUUACCACCACACAAAGAAAAAAGAUUUAAGAAAAAUAUAAAUACCACAAGCAAGCAACAAUUGAGAAUAUUCCUUUGAAGCAGAUCAAUAACCAAACUCCCUUCCUUCCAAAACCAGAAACUAUAGUUUAGUUUUUUUAUUUUUAUUAUUGGGAUUUGGUCUAUGGAUUAAAUCCUCUUCAAAUCUAAUCAACUGCAACAGAUACCACAAAUAAAUUAGAGAAUAUAUAUUAAAAAAAAAACAGAACAAACAGCAACAAAACAUAACAAUGGCCUUAAUUAUGAAAUACAUAGACAGCAUGCACAGAUAUAUGGAGUCACAGGGCGAUCCCCGGACGAAGGAUUGGCCCAUGAUGUCAUCACCAUUUCCCACAUUAGCUGUAUGCCUCACAUAUGUUUACUUAGUCAAGGUGAUCGGACCAAGAUUAAUGGAAAAUCGAAAACCAUUCCGUUUACAAAACACAUUAAUUUUAUACAAUGCAGUACAAGUGAUAUUUAGCGCCUGGAUAUUCUAUGAGAUUGGUAUAUCCGGUUGGCUGACAGGACACUAUAGCUUCCGGUGUCAGCCGGUUGAGUAUAAUAAUAACCCUAGAACAGUAAGGAUGGUUCAUGCUUGUUGGUGGUAUUACUUCUCGAAAUUCACUGAGUUCAUGGACACGAUAUUCUUUGUUUUGCGCAAAAAACAAAGUCAAAUCACAACACUCCACGUUAUUCAUCACGGCUGUAUGCCCAUGUCCGUUUGGUUCGGUGUAAAAUUCACACCCGGCGGUCACAGUACCUUCUUCGGUUUGCUCAAUACCUUUGUACAUAUUAUUAUGUAUACCUACUAUAUGUUCUCGGCUAUGGGUCCUCAAUAUCAGAAAUACUUGUGGUGGAAGAAGUAUUUGACAACAUUGCAAAUGGUCCAAUUUAUUGCCAUCAUGGUACAUGCCUUCCAGUUACUCUUCAUCGAUUGCAAUUAUCCUAAGGCCUUUGUCUGGUGGAUCGGUAUGCAUGCUGUCAUGUUCUUCUUCUUAUUCAACGAAUUCUACAAAGAAGCCUACAAGGGCCGCAAAUCGCAAUACAAGAACUUAUUAAUGUUCUUUUUACAGCGUCCUGAAAAGGAUUAUAAGCUCAUAACCAAUGGCCAUGCCAAUGGUGAUGAUGAUGAUGUCAACAACAGCAAACACAUGAAUGGUCAUGCUGUUAAUGGUAAGAUCAAUGGCCUCAAAAAUGGCACAACAGUGACAGCAAAUGGUGGAGUCACAAGUGCGAAUGGUUCAAUGAAUGGUAGUGCGUACAAAAAUGGCGCCGUGCUGGCUAAUGGCGUCGCUAACGGUCACAGCGAUUUGACGCAAAGAAAAGUUAAAUAAUAUAAACCCAAAACAACGAAACAACGUAAAAUACACAAGAAAAAAUUGGAUAUUUAAAAUAAAUUUUGGAACAUUAGUUUUCUUCUAAAUAUGUAACUAAAAACUCUUAACUUUGUUUCCAAAUCAAUAUUUGUUUAGACAAAUUUUCUUUUUGCAAUAAUUUAAUUAAAAUUUAAUUAAACCAAUCCCCAACAAGAUUACUGCUAAGCUAUUGCUUUCAAGUCAAUCUGAACUGUAAAUUAUGAGGUAAAACGUAACAGAGUUGUAUUCAAAGUUUAGAAAUUAAUAUACAAGAAAAAUAUUGAAAAAAACAAACGUUUGUGAUGUAUUUCUUUAAAAAAAAAAAAAAAUUAUUAAGUAAUAACAAGUUUUUGUAAAGUUUUAUAAUUAUAAUAGUUCCAUACUUUAUUUUUCUAUAUUUUUUCUUUAAUUAUUAUUUAAUUUUUUUUUUCUUUUGGGAUCCAUUUUAUUAUUGUUUAAGUUUCAUUUUAUACAAUGUUAUAUAAAUAUAUGUAUACAAAGUUAUUUUUUGUUAAAUUUUCUAUAAAAAAAUAACCUAAACAUUUUUUAGCUUUUUAUUGAAAACAAAAAUAUAUAUAUAAAUAAAUAAAAAAUAAUUGCUUUAGUUGUACAAAUUAAUGGAUGAAAGCAGUAGAAAUAAUAUUGUAUAAAAAAUAUUAAAUAUUUAAUUAAAACAACAAAAUACUUAUACAUAUUAGACAGCCUUGGGGAAAACAUUAAGGUUAUUAAGUUGUUUCCUAGUAAAAAUAAAAUUUAAGUUGAAUUUAUAUUAAAUCCGUUAUAUUAAUGGAAAACUUUUUCCAAAAGGCUUUCAAGUUCAAAAAAAUAAUAUAAAGCGGCCAGAAAAUAAGGGACAUUCCUGCACCCUGCCAUUUAAAUUGUAAGGAAAUGAAAUUAUUCAAUAAUGUAAAAAGUGGCCUUUUCAAAAAAGUACUUUUUGGAAAAAGUACUUCUUCAGUUUUUAAAUGAUUUAUGAAAUUUAAACAUGUUAUAAUGCUACAUAUUGUAACGAAAUAAUAUUUUUGUCGAAAAGUACUUUUUUAGUUUUUAUACUUUUUCAAUAUUUGAACUUUAAUUUUAAAAAUAAUAGAAGAGAAAGUAAUUCUUAAAUUUUUUAAACCUCUGUAUACAUUAAUAACAUUCAAAUAUUCUUUCUCAGACUUCUAAAUUGUCAAUAUUUUAAAAAAAUUCUCAAAAAACCCAAAAAAGUACUUUUUGAAAAAAGUACCUUGCUAAAAAGUAUUUUUUGAAAAAGAGUAUUUUUUUGAUUUUUGUAAAUACUUUUUUCAAAACUUUAAAAUUUGUUUAUUGGAAUUAAAUUUUGGAAGAUUUUUUAAAAAACUUGUUAUUUAUAUACUUGCUGGAAAAAGUAUUUUUUAAUUUUUUUUAUACGUGUACUUUAAAAAACUUUCAAAUAUUCAUUUACAGAGUACAAAAUAGCCAAAAUAUUUAAAAGAAAAUGGUUUAAAACUUGAAAAGUAUUUUAUACCAAAAAAGUACUUUUUAUAAAUAAAAAUCAGCAGAUAAUUUUUAUAUUUUUUUUUCAUAAUUUCAAAAUUCAUAACAAAUUUUACUUCUAAAAGGAAACAACAAAAUGACAUUUGUUUUCAACAUAGGGCAGUCUAAUAAAUUUAUUGCAAAAACAAAAAUAUAUAUAAAUUUACAAAAGUGAGGUUAUUAUUAUGUAGGUAAAACCAAAAAAAUUAUAUAAAUAUUUAAAUAAUUUUGUAAAAACCAUAAAACCACACUAAUAUUUAAGUUAAAAGUCAUGCAUAAAAUUAAAUUAAAACAAAACAAAAAUUAAUAUUAUUAAUAUUUAAAACAAACAAAAAAAACCCAUAUAGGAAAAGAAAACUGAUUACAAAUGAUGUACGCAAUACUACUACCAUUAAACAUUAAUUAAAUUAAACAAAAUUAUUUUUCUCAUUGACAACACUACCACAAAAUUCAUGAUUAAAUUAUUAAACCAACAAAAAAAAUCCCAUAAUUAAAAAUAAAUUCAGCAAUAUUUCGAUUAGUAACAUUAAAAUUAGAUAAAAAGAUAAUAUUCUAAAAAAACCGCUUCAUUAAUUUAUUAAAAACAAAAUCAAGUGAAAACGAUUUAAAAAAAAUUCUAAAAUUAUAUAUAAAAAAUAAAAUAUAAAACCUAAAUACAACAAAGAAAAAAAAAAGAAAACAAAAAUAUUUACAAACAAAUUAUGGAAAUUACCAAUUGAAAAAUAAUUUCGAAAUUUCAAAAAGUAAAAUACAAAUAAAAAUAAAUUAAACCAGAAAACAAAAACAAAAUCCCAAAUACAUUUAUUUAAACACUAAAGGAGAAUUGUAUUUAUUUUUUAAGUUUAUUAUAUUAUAUGAUAAUAUUAUUAUUAAAAUAUAAAUAAAAUAUGUAAAACAAUACAUUAUAAAUAGUAGUCUGUAAGUUGUAAUAGGUCUAUAGGUAUACAGAUUUUGUAUGCAAAAAACACAAACAACAAAAAAAAUUCAAAAAAUAAACAAAUGAAAAAAAACAAACGAAAUUGCAAUUUAUUACAAAAUUUAAAUUUCAUUAAAUCUGGCUAUAAAAACAAAACAAUAUACAAAACAAAUCACAACAAAAUCCCACAAAUCAACAAGUAACUAAACUAUUGUAAUGUCUUUAUUAAAAGAAUUAAAUGAAAAGAACGAAACCGUAAGUUUUUUGUGUAUAAAAUUUAAAUUUAAAGAACUGGGCGUUAAGGAAGUUGAACUUAUUUUUAUUUUCAAAAUAACGAUUUAAAAAAAAUAAACAAAAAAAACUGAAAUAAACUAAAAAUGCAUCUAUGAGAGGAAAAAUAUUAAAUAAA